AAAUAUCAAUAUCCAACAAAAUGUCCCCCCUAAGAACAAUCUAUCUAGUAACAUACAACAGCAUCAACGCCCUUCUCUGGCUAUACAUAUUCUCCUCUAUCGUCGUCUCCCCCUUCCAAUCCCCCCAAACGACCUACGCUACUCUCGAACCCUGGACAAGAUGGACCCAAACUAUUGCUAUUCUUGAGAUCCUUCAUGCGAGUCUAGGCCUCACCCGCUCCCCCAUCUUCACAACAUUCACCCAAAUCUUCGCCCGCAGCGUCCAAGUCUGGGCCAUCAAUUACGCCUACCCAGAGACCACCAGUCCCUCCCCAGCAUACAAGUACAUGCUGCUUGCAUGGUCAUUCGCAGAUGCAAUCCGGUAUUCUUAUUUCGCAGUCUUGAGUGCAGGUGCUCCUGUGCCGAGCUUGUUGAGGUGGUUGAGAUACUCCCUCUUCCUAAUCCUCUACCCCGUUGGCAUCGGAAGCGAAUGGUGGCUCAUGUUCCAGGCGCUGCGCGUUACGAACAGCAUUCCUGUUCAGGCGCUUUUCAUUUUCUUUUUGUUUCUUUACGGACCUGGUUCGCCCAUGAUGUAUUCGUAUAUGGUUAAGCAGAGGAAGAAGACUUUGGCUGGUGGUAAGAAGGAGAGGAAGGAGAAGAAGUAAGUGGUUGGUGGGUUGGUUAGUGGAUGCAGGAAGUGGUUGGUUAGUUAUAUACUAAUACUGCAGAGGGUGGAUGUGGUUGUGGCUGGUGAUAUGGUGAGCUGAGCUACGUUACUGAUAACUAGUAUUGACCGAUACUACAAGACUGGAACGGACU
Molecule: messenger RNA, 798 nt
Organism: Aspergillus welwitschiae
Lineage: Eukaryota; Fungi; Ascomycota; Eurotiomycetes; Eurotiales; Aspergillaceae
Product: putative membrane protein
Exons: 4
Coding region: 21-644 (207 amino acids)
Biological process (GO): sphingolipid biosynthetic process; fatty acid elongation; very long-chain fatty acid biosynthetic process
Cellular component (GO): endoplasmic reticulum membrane
Molecular function (GO): 3-hydroxyacyl-CoA dehydratase activity
Source: RefSeq, a predicted model, not a curated record